UAGGACAAAGAAGAAACUGCUCACACGAGACUUGAACAUGGAAUCACUCAACCCUAACGCCACUUGAUGCAAGCAAGAAUUAAAUUGUGAUGAGUCACUGCAAGUUAUGUUCUGUGUAAGAUGUAUUUGUCUCAGCUAUCCAAUCUCCAACUUUGCCAGCCACUUUGGAAGGCUAUAUAUCCAGUGGUAUCUGGUAUUAUUAGGGGAAGCUUCGCAGUAGCGUACAAAUCUCUAGUCUUGUCUUUCACCAUCCCUCUUCCCCGUAAAAGUUAAAGAUCAACAUAGGCUUACAUAUUAACAGCCAAAUUACCAGUAUCCAAAAUGCAGAAACAAACAGGCUAUUGGGUGUUGGGUAAGAAAAGGACUGCAAAUUUUGGGUAAAAAAUUGGUGUGUGCAGCAAUUAGGGCCCAGUUGACAAUUUUUUUGUGGUUGGUAAUUAUUGUCCUAUUGCCAUCAGUCUGCUAAUUAUUUGGCUCACAGUUACUUGCACUUUGUGCUUCUCACUCCAUCAUGUGUUUGUUAAAAGUCCUGAAAUGGAUUACAAGAAUAACAUUACAGUUCUUGCUCUAAACCCAAUAAGAAAUAACUCUGAAUUUAGCUUCUAUUUAGGUUAUUUAAUGACUUGUGUUGUUUUCCUAGCAAUAAUUUUAUUAAUGUGCCUUCCAAAUUGUCUUGAGAGUUUAAAUUGUGAAAGGGCUGUGUGCUACCAGGUCAUACUUGCAUUACCUCUCUCUCUCUCCCUCUCCCUCUCUCUUUGUGUGUGAAUAUAUGUUAAGUGCUUUCUUGUAGCAAUGCACAUAAGGUGUCUCAAACAACUGUAGGUUCCAUUGAAAGGGCAGAAACUCAAAGAGAGUGCUCUAUAAAUGGAAAGAGAGGUCUACCACUAAAGAGCAUUAUAAAAGAAAAGAGCUAUGACCUUCCAAGCCCUUUAUCUCCUCCUAUCAUUUCUUAUUUUCUCUUCACUGUUUCAUACACCCGCUUCUGCCAGCAAAAAGUCAUAUGUGGUGUAUCUAGGAGCUCAUUCUCAUGGCCCAGAAGUCUCACACCCUGAUUAUGAACAAGUCACAGAGUCUCACCGCGAGUUCUUGGGUUCAUUCAUUGGAAGAAAUAAGGCUAAAGAUGCCAUAUUUUACUCCUAUACAAGACACAUCAAUGGUUUUGCUGCAAUACUUGAAGAUGAAGAAGCAGUCCAGAUAGCUAAGCAUCCAACGGUAGUCUCUGUAUUCUUGAACCGGGGAAGAACGUUACACACAACCAGGUCAUGGGAGUUCCUGGGGCUUGAGAAAGAUGGGGUGAUACGUUCCAGCUCGCUUUGGAAGAAGGCCAGAUUUGGUGAAAAUAUUGUCAUAGGCAAUCUUGAUACCGGUGUGUGGCCUGAAUCAAAAAGCUUCAGUGAUGAAGAAAUGGGACCAAUUCCAUCAAAGUGGAAAGGAAUCUGUCAAAAUGGUGCCGAUGCUACCUUUCACUGCAACAGGAAGCUAAUUGGAGCAAGAUACUUCAAUAAAGGAUAUGCUGUGGGUGCUGGACCUCUCAACUCUACGUUUGACUCACCACGUGACAAUGAAGGCCAUGGAUCCCACACAUUAUCCACUGCUGGUGGCAAUUUUGUAGCCGGGGCAAGCGUAUUUGGAUUUGGCAAGGGAACAGCAAAAGGCGGAUCGCCAAGAGCCCGGGUGGCUGCUUACAAGGUCUGUUGGCCCCCUGUGGGUGGCGAUGAGUGCUUUGAUGCAGAUGUAUUGGCAGGCUUUGAUAUGGCCAUCAAUGAUGGUGUUGAUGUGCUUUCCGUAUCACUUGGAGGGCCUCCUGUUCCCUUUUUCAAUGACAGCGUAGCCAUUGGCUCCUUUCAUGCUGUUAGGCACGGCAUUGUGGUGGUCUGCUCAGCUGGCAAUUCUGGUCCAUCUGAUGGUAGUGUCUCCAACGUUGCACCAUGGCAGAUAACAGUUGGAGCCAGCACCAUGGAUCGCCAGUUUCCUAGUUAUGUUAUUCUUGGUAACAAAAUGCGCUUCAAAGGGGAAAGCCUUUCAACCAAAGCAUUGCCGAAGAAGUUCUUUCCAAUUAUUAGUGCUGCAAAUGCAAAAGCUGCUAAUGCAUCGGCUGGAGAUGCGCUGCUUUGUAAGGCUGGAUCACUGGAUCACAAGAAGGCGAAAGGAAAAAUAUUGGUUUGCCUUCGAGGGGAUAAUGCAAGAGUCGAUAAGGGUGAGCAAGCUGCUUUGUCUGGCGCCGCGGGGAUGGUUCUUGCUAAUGAUGAGCUUUCUGCGAGUGAAAUAAUUGCUGAUUCUCAUGUCCUUCCAGCUUCACAGAUCAAUUUCUCUGAUGGUGUUGCCGUUUUUGCUUAUGUCAAUGGCACCAGGUCUCCAUGGGCAUACGUAACACGUCCAACAACUCUGCUGGGGACGAAGCCAGCUCCAUUCAUGGCAUCUUUCUCAUCAAGGGGACCAAAUACAGUUGUCCCAGAGAUCCUAAAGCCUGAUAUAACUGCUCCGGGAGUGAGUGUCAUAGCUGCCUACACUGGAGCACAAGGACCAACAAACCAAGAUUUUGAUACACGUCGAGUUCUCUUUAAUUCAGUUUCAGGCACUUCAAUGUCAUGCCCUCAUAUUUCUGGCAUUGUUGGCCUUCUGAAGGCCAUCUACCCUACUUGGAGCCCUGCAGCUAUUAGAUCAGCAAUCAUGACCACUGCAAGAACACAAGACAACGUUAACGAACCACUGAUCACUGCAUCCUCCAUGAGGGCAACGCCAUUCAGCUAUGGAGCAGGCCAUGUACAUCCAAACCGCGCAGUGGAUCCCGGCUUGGUUUAUGAUUUAACAGCCAAGGACUACCUGAGAUUUCUGUGCACCCUUGGUUACAAUCAAACUCAAAUUGCACUCUUCUGGGGCAGUCACUAUAGAUGUUCCAAGCCCAUUAGCCUUAUCAAUUUCAACUACCCUUCAAUCACAGUGCCUAAGCUCACUGGCUCCAUCACCGUGACUCGGACUGUUAAGAACGUCGGUUCGCCAGGUACUUAUGUGGCGCAUGUCAGGAACCCGGCCGGUAUAUCAGUUUCUGUCAAGCCAGAGAGCCUCAAGUUUGGAAAAUUUGGAGAAGAGAAGCAGUUCAAGCUUACUCUGAAGGCUGAGAAGGUUAAGAAAGGUAGAGACUAUGUAUUUGGAGAAUUGACAUGGUCAGAUGGUAAGCACUUUGUGAGGAGUCCUAUUGUUGUCAAAGCAGUCUAAAGACUGGAAUUUUACUCCACCUAUUGAAUCAAAAAACUCUUAUUUCUACCUGAUUUAUUAGAAUGGACUUCUGUUUGUUAUGUUU
Diospyros lotus (date-plum) is the source of this 3301-nucleotide messenger RNA. RefSeq names its product subtilisin-like protease SBT5.3. Lineage: Eukaryota; Viridiplantae; Streptophyta; Magnoliopsida; Ericales; Ebenaceae. The transcript has 11 exons. The record is from RefSeq and is a predicted model, not a curated record. Gene Ontology annotation, molecular function: serine-type endopeptidase activity. Gene Ontology annotation, biological process: proteolysis. Bases 913 to 3216 code for a protein of 767 amino acids.